AGCGGCAGCUGAUAGCUGUUUAAACAGAUAACUGUUGGCGCUCGCCCGAAAUUUCUUGAAUAUGUUCCGAUCUGGCUCACGUUCACUCAUUGUUGGUACGUCGGCGUUAUCGCGGCAGCAGUCGGCGUUGGCUAGCAUUUUUUUCUCAAAGUAUUCCCCAGAAAAAAGUGUAUGAGUUGCCUAUUAAUCCAAAAAACUCAAUACUGCCCGGAUAAUAAUAAUAGUAAUAAUAAUAAUAAUAAUUCCAUGGAGCUGCAAGAAGGCAAGAAGCACAUCCUGGCGGUGGCGUAUCCGGCGUACGGACACACCACGCCGCUACUGGAAUUAUGCCGGAAGUUGUCCCGCUACCACCACGUCACCUUCGCCGUCUCGCGCUUCACCGCCGACCGCAUGCGGCAGCGCGAGUUCACGGCGUUGGGCGAGGACGAGCCGGUCGUCCUCUUCCCCAUCGACGACGGCGUGGCGUCCGACGCGACGGUCAACGUGGAGGAGUGGGAGGCGGCGCACGACAUGGCCGUCAAGCACAUCCUCCCCGGCGCCCAAAACCUCAUGGUGGAGGUGGCCGCGCUUACUCAGAAUGGCCAGGACAACGGCCUGCACCGCCCGGUGGACGUGGUCAUCUUCGACAUGUUCCUAGCCCCGCCCAUCAUGGCGGAGCGGGUCCCCGGCGUCCUGUACUACUACUUCAACACGCCGCCGGCCUACUUCCUGCGCUACCUGCUCUUGCUGAAGGACGUCACCGAGACGAUCCCGUUCGAGGAGCAGGACUUCUUCCAGGACCUGCCGCCCGCGGGGGAGCCCCUGGGUCCGCAGUCGCAGAUGCUGCUGGACGAGAUGGGCGUCCUGGGGAAGUACCUCCCGGAAGUGGACGGGGUGGUGUGCAAUUCGUACCGCGCGGUGGACCGGGAGGAUAUCGCGGUGCUGGAGGAAAAGGGAGAGAUUAAGGGGAAGAUUUAUUGCGUCGGGCCGUUUAUUCCGCCGGUGAACAACACCACCGGAAGUGAGACGGACGCGGCGAUCUUCCGCUGGUUGGACACGCAGAAGCCGCAUUCGGUGCUGUAUAUUUCGUUUGGCUCGAUGGCCGUGCCCACGGAACCGCAGCUGCAGGAGAUCGCGCGGGCGUUGCUCGACCUGGGCGUGGCAUUUAUUUGGUCGCUACGCAAAGGUCACGAGGAGAAACUGCCGACGGAGAUGCGCGAGCAGAUGGCCAACGCCACCGAGGAGCAGCGGCAUUUCUGGAUCGUGCCGUGGGCGCCGCAGAAGGCCAUCCUCAGUCACCGUGCGACGGGCGCGUAUUUAUCGCACUGCGGCUGGAACAGCGCGCUGGAGAGCAUGAGCGCCGGCGUGCCAGUUUUAUCCUGGCCGCUGUUCGCCGACCAGCGCAGCAUCGGGCAGCUGCUGGUGAAGCGCGGCGCGGCGCUGAUGCUGAGCAACACCGACAUGUUCUUCCGGCACAUCGUGCCGGCCGAAGAGAUCCGCACCGCCAUCGGCACGCUCUUAAUCGAGCCGGCGUACCGCGAUAAUAUGCAGGACAUCCGCCAGGAGAUCGCCGAUGCGCUGGCCGACGACGGCUCGUCCACGCGCGAAUUAAAGGAAUUUGUCCAAUUUAAUGUCUGAUUAUGUUGUUGGCAGCGGUUUAUUAGAAUUUUUCUUACUGGUUAACGGUGGUUCGUAACUUCGUACCAACGAUUAAAAAAGCAUAAAAAUAAGAAAACAAGUCAAAAGAA
Paramacrobiotus metropolitanus is the source of this 1727-nucleotide messenger RNA. RefSeq lists its product as uncharacterized. The record is from RefSeq and is a predicted model, not a curated record. The transcript is spliced from 3 exons. Bases 172 to 1617 code for a protein of 481 amino acids. Gene Ontology annotation, molecular function: UDP-glycosyltransferase activity. Lineage: Eukaryota; Metazoa; Tardigrada; Eutardigrada; Parachela; Macrobiotidae.